This is a messenger RNA of Sarcophilus harrisii (Tasmanian devil), 3499 nucleotides long. RefSeq names its product cysteine and serine rich nuclear protein 1 (gene CSRNP1). The transcript is spliced from 5 exons. The record is from RefSeq and is a predicted model, not a curated record. Lineage: Eukaryota; Metazoa; Chordata; Mammalia; Dasyuromorphia; Dasyuridae. Gene Ontology annotation, biological process: regulation of transcription by RNA polymerase II. Gene Ontology annotation, cellular component: nucleus. Gene Ontology annotation, molecular function: DNA-binding transcription factor activity, RNA polymerase II-specific; sequence-specific DNA binding. The coding region runs from base 357 to 2024 and encodes 555 amino acids.
GGCUGGGCAGGGCCGGGCGGCCGUGCGCACGGCUGCGGGCCCGCCCGCCGGCCUGCGUCAGAGCCGGAGUUUUCCACUGACGGAGGCAGGAGCUGGAGGAGGAGCCGCCGCGGGGGCCGGAGCGCGCAGCUGAGCGGCGGGCCGGGCGGGCAGACGGGCAGACGCGCGGAGAGGCGGGGAAGGGCAGUCACGGGCUGAGCAGCAGCCGAGCCCGGCCGAGCCCGAGCCUGAGCGGCGCCCGCCGAGCCCGGCCCUGGGAUGCGAAGCUGAGCCGGAUCCGUCCAGUCCCGUCGGAUCCCGCGCCGGCCAGCGCCGCCACCUACGAGAAGCUCUCCGGGAUUGCAGCAGGCGCAGCCAUGAUGAGCGGCCUUCUGAAGAGGAAGUUUGACCAGCUAGAAGAUGAUACCUCGGCCUCCUCCGUGUCAUCCCCCUACUCGCGCUCCUGCUCGCCGACGACCUCCGAAUCCUCGAGCUGGGACUCUGAUGAGGAGGUGCCACCGGCUGCCUUCGUGCCCAGAGACCUUGUCGCUCCGUCCAUCCUCAAGAAGAGCCGGCGCUCUCCAGCGCGCAGCGUGACCUUUGCCGGAGUGACCGUCUUCUACUUCCCAAGAUGCCAGGGCUUCACCAGCGUGCCCAGCCGAGGGGGCUGCACCCUGGGCAUGGUGAGGAGGCACAACGCCUGCUGCCACUUCAGCCUGGAGGGCUUUGCCCAAGAGCAGGCCCGCUCCCGGAAGGAGAAGCUGCGCAUGAGGCUGAGGGAGGAGAAGCUGGAGGCCCUGAAGUGGAAGGUGAAGGACAGCGGGGAGUCCGAGGAGCCGCAUCCGCUGCCCCCGGAGGAGCUUGACGUGGAGGUGACCGAGGAGGAGCUGGACAGCGGAGCCUUCCUGCAGCCGUACUCGGCCCGCCAGCGGCGCAGGCUGCUCCGGGCCACAGGCGUGCGGCGGAUCGACAGGGAGGAGAAGCAGGAGCUGCAGGCCAUCCGGCUCUCCCGGGAGGACUGCGGCUGCAAGUGCCAGGACGUGUGCGACCCCGAGACUUGCAGCUGCACCGCGGCUGGGAUCAAAUGCCAGAUGGACCACACGUCCUUCCCCUGCGGGUGCACCAAGGAGGGCUGCGGCAAUCCGGAGGGCCGGGUGGAGUUUAACCAGGCCCGCGUGCAGACCCAUGCCCUCCACACCCUCACCCGCCUGGAGCUGGAGAGCCGGCAGGAGAGCGUGGGCUGUGAGCUGCUGCAGGACGCCUUUGAGGGCCUGGAGGACGAGGCCGGGCCCCUGGGGCCUCCUCCCCCGACCCCGACUUUCCCCUUCCCCCUGGACCUGGGUGAGAGCAGCUGCAGCAGCGACAUGAGCGACUCCGCGGCCUCCUCGGUGCCCAGCGAGGACCCGGCCGAGGGGGCGCCCUACGGGGGAGCCCCGUCCCCGGGCCAGCCGAUGUCCGAGGGGGGCGAGGACGGCCUGGCGCGGAUCCUGCAUUUCGGCGACCCUGACGCCCCGGAAGCGGACGAGGAGGAAGGGGCCGCGGCUCCCGGCACGCCCCAGUGCCCGGAUCACUUCGGCUUCCCCUCCCUGGACCUGUUCGGCGCGGCCGACGGCUACCCCAGCCACAUCGCCAGCCUGGUCUCCGACUGCCUGGAUGAGAACGCCAACCAGGAUGCCCUCUGCUGCCUGAACGGCCUCCCCGCCCGGCCAGCCGUGGGCCCCGGGCCCUGCUGCCCCCUCCCUCCCUCCACAGACAGCUGUAAGAGCUACACAGACCUGUCGUCCUCCGACUCCCUGGAUCUCUUCCAGUCCUUCUCCGACUACAGCCUGGGCCCGCUCUACCCCUCGCCCAAGGACUUGGAGAGCGGGGAGGCCCUGCCCGGGCCGCAGCCCGCCUUCUCCCCCGCCAGCGACCCCGCCGCCUGCUUCCUGGAGUCCCUCAUCGGCCUCUCGGAGUCGGUCCCCGAGGUGCCCGCCCCCUUCUCGGACAACCAGCUGCUGGAGGACGCCAUCAAGUCGUCCCUCAUGGAGAUGGUGAAGGUCUGAGAGGCCGGCGGCGGGGGUGGGGGCGUCACUCAGGGACUGAGGGAGUUCUGUCGCAGCCGAGCCGCCCAAGCACCCGGACGUGGGCUGGCGGUCGCACCCAGCUCCUGGGACUGACGAGGCAGACCUCUUUCCUAUUUAUUGCAAACCGAAGGGACUGGCGCGCUCACUGGAGCCGAAAAUAAUAUAAAUCUUAUUUAAACCGAUCGUCCGUACCUCAGAUGUAUUGGGGGCAGCGCAUGCCCGUUAUUUUUUUAUUAGAAUACAUCUGUAUUUAUUAUUAUUAUUUUUUCUUACACUCUGUACCGAGGAGAGCACUGAAGUUUUGGGCACAAACUGAAAGGUACGGUGGGAGCCCCCACCCCCGUCUGAGCCCCUUGUCUGAGACUCCGCCCUCCUCGUUCCCUUCCAUCCAGAGGUUUUGGACAAAAAAAGACCUUCGAUUUCCUGAAAAGCUUUGUCAGCUUUGCCGCCGUUCUUAGAGACUAAGGAUGCUCGGGCCGAAGCAGCCGCUGCUCAGGCCCCCGGCGGCGUUGAGGUCGCGGUGCGCAGGGCGGCUGAAGGGCGCGUGCCUCCUCUGGAACCCGAGUAAAGCCGCACAGAGCCUUUGUAAGUUAUUUCUGUAAUUUAUUUAGAAAUUGAUGAGGAUUUGGCCCGAGGCCGAAGCGAUGGGCUCCCCCCGGGGCCGGCUGGCGCCCCACCCGGCUGCCGUCUGUCCAGCUGAGUUGAGCCAGAGAAUCAGAACCUGGGGAGCCAUUUCUGCCCGCAAAGGGGACCCUCCCGGUUCCCUGUGGCCGGACGGUCUGGGUGCACACGUGCUUCACGUGGGCGCUUGUGUGUUCUGAUCCGAAGUACCAGCCUGGAAAGGAAACAAUCUGGACUCGGUGGGGAGAGGGCCGAGAAGGGUGGGUGGGGCCCCUGGCCUUUGCACCCGGGGCAGCCCCCGCACAUCCCACCCCAACCAGGACAGCGAAGCCCCUGCCGGGUCAGCUCUGGAGCCCCCAGAGAUCAUCCCCUCUUGAUUGGGAACAUUCCAGGCCCACGAUCCCCUCCCCACUGAGCCCUCUGGGGCUUGAACUGGAGCUGUUUUCCAAGCUCCCUUUUCCCUGUCCUUCCCCUCCCUGCUCCGGGACACCAGAGGGUAGAGAGGAGAGUAUGGCCCGAGCAUGGGGCCGCUAGCGGGAUGGGGGAGGGGGGGGUGACUGGCCAGCUUGCCUCCUGGGGCAUCGGGAACCCCUCUUCCCCCCCCCCCCCCGUAGAUUUUACAGUUGUCAAAAUGUAGACAUUUUCCAGGCUCAUUCUCUUUGCCAAAAAUCAACGUUUCCUUCCUCGGUUGGGUGCUCAGCAUGGACAGAAUGGGCAGUCUGCCCCGGCCCCAGGGCUUCUGGGGUGGCCUCCCUUGGGUCACUUGUCCUCCUGUAUAUAUGUCAUGAUUAUUUUGCUUAAAGGUACAAGUAAAGAAAAUGCUUUAUUUUUAA